Molecule: messenger RNA, 836 nt
Organism: Drosophila erecta
Lineage: Eukaryota; Metazoa; Arthropoda; Insecta; Diptera; Drosophilidae
Exons: 1
Coding region: 114-746 (210 amino acids)
Source: RefSeq, a predicted model, not a curated record
UAUUUGUAGAUCCCAAACAGCGUUUGCCCUCACUAAAUCGACAAAAUUUGAUGUAAUUCGAGUAAAAUUAAGAAUCAGUGCGACAUUCAAGAGUGACUAAAUUAUUGUUCAGAAUGACCAAGGGCGUGAGGAUUUCCAACGAUGGAUUGCCUGGCCUGCCGAAUGAAAGGCUAUAUGCUCGAGGAACCAGCGAUUCGCGCCAGAAGUCUCAGAAGAAGUGCUCCAGGCCAUCCAGGAAGCCACUGCAAUCGCUACAAACUGCCGAUCGGAGCACUAGCUCCUGCAGCCUGAGGUACAAGGGAAGUCCGCUCUCCGAGGUAGAACUGGGUGUGCUGGUGCAGCAGGAUUGUAAGGCGGAGAAGCAUCACACCGACCGCCAGAACUUGGCGGACAUAAUCCUGAUGCAGGCUCGUCGCAUCGAGAAGCAGCAGCGCGAAAUGCACAGAAUAAAAGCGCACUAUGAGCGCCAGGUGUCCACCAUCAAGAACAAUGCCAUCAUGCUGGAAUCCCAUCUGCAGAAGGUGCUGGCGAGUGUCGAAAGGGAUCGGGCCAAGCGGAUGGGCCACCACUGCCAGGACAUGUUCGGGGCCGUGGAGAGGCUGCAGAAGAGCGACAUCCAAGUGAAGCAAUCCAAGCCGCAGUCUGUGGCCAGCCAACUGCUGAUCCAGUAUCUCCACUCCAAGGCAAUUUCGCAUUCGACCAAGAACUCCAAUAAAAACACAGGUAACUACAGGAAUAUGUUGUGAUUCGUACCCAUGUAUUCCUGUAUGUACAUUGUGUUUUCAAUGGGUUUUCUGGUCAGUUUAAAUUAUCAAUAAAAGACCAGUUGCAUCUUA